Molecule: messenger RNA, 890 nt
Organism: Hymenoscyphus albidus
Lineage: Eukaryota; Fungi; Ascomycota; Leotiomycetes; Helotiales; Helotiaceae
Source: the annotation of a GenBank genome assembly
AUGUCCAAGCCUUCAAUCAUAUUCGUCACUGGUUCAUUUUCAGUUCCCGCGCUCUACGAUUCCAUGUUCGAAGCCGUCCGAGCAAGAGGCUACGAAAUCCAAGGUUUCCAUCACCUUACAGCCGGCCUCAGAGCAAGAGAAGGGAGGCCUGGGGAACCACCAACCAUGUACGACGAUGCCGCCGCGCUUCAUGCCAUGGCCGAGAAGCUUGCAGACGAGGGAAAAGAUGUGAUUCUCGUCUCUCAUUCUUACGGGGGCGUUCCAGUGUCUGAGUGCACCAAGGGUGUGAGCAAAAUCGAGAGAGAGCAACAAGGGAAGAAAGGUGGGAUUAUUCAUAUCGCGUAUAUGACAUCGGUUGUUCCAGCUAUUGGAGAAUCCUUGGCAACUGCCCAGCAGUCAAGGUCGGAUAUACCUAUCAAGAUUCUGGUACAUGGUCCCCUCAACUGCCUUGUUAUGUACUCUAAUAAACCUGUGAUAGGAUAAUGGCUGGAUGAUUCAGGAAGAUCCGGCUGCUAUCGCGGCACUUAUACUUCCGGACCUGCCAGCAGAUGUCGGUACGUUAUUGAAGCACUUUUGGAAAGAGGUAAUAGCGACUAAUGACAAUGUGAUCAUUAGGUACAGAACUUAUCGCGAAGUUCACUUGUCAUUCUGCAGUCAGUUUCAGUAAUGAGUUGACAUAUGCCGGAUACAAGGAUAUUCCAACUUCUUAUCUACUCUGUGAAAUUGAUGCAACUAUUCCAGUCGAGAGGCAAAAGCGCGCGAUUGAAAACAUUGAGAAGUUGAGCGGAAAGAAGGUUGCUGUUACGAGCAUUAACGCGGGACAUAUCCCACAUGUCAGUGCACUACCAGAGGUGGUCGAUUGGAUUGUGGAUGUUGCUGAAAAGGCGUAA